Staurois parvus is the source of this 488-nucleotide messenger RNA. The record is from the annotation of a GenBank genome assembly. Lineage: Eukaryota; Metazoa; Chordata; Amphibia; Anura; Ranidae.
UGUGAAUGGUCCCGUAGUCUUGUGGGACCUGUCAUGUGUCUGCAGUCUGUAGUCAUCAUCUCCUGUACCAUGUCCGCAGUCACGGGUCAUCAUCUCCUGUACCAUGUCCGCAGUCUCUGGUCAUCUCCUGUACCAUGUACGCAGUGUCUGGUCAUCAUCUCCUGUACCAUGUCUGCAGUCUCUGGUCAUCGUCUCCUGUACCAUGUCCGCAGUCUCUGGUCAUCAUCUCCUGUACUAUGUCCGCAGUCUCUGGUCAUCUCCUGUAGUAUGUCUGCGGUCUCUGGUCAUCUCCUGUAGUAUGUCUGCGGUCUCUGGUCAUCUCCUGUAGUACGUCCACAGUCUCUGCUCAUCUCCUGUAGUACGUCCACAGUCUCUGCUCAUCUCCUGUAGUACGUCCACAGUCUCUGGUCAUUUCCUGUAGUACGUCCGCACAGUCUCUAUUCAUCUCCUGUACCAUGUCUGCAGUCUCUGGUCAUCUCCUGUACUGU